UAGACGUGAGUCGUGAUCCCUCAUUCCCUCUCUCUCUCUCUCUCUCUCUGUGUGAAAAUGGCAUAUAGAAGAAGGCAGCUGGGGAUCACUAGGUCUUCGACAUUCAAAGAGGAGAUUCAUUACCCUCCGGCCGAUGAUGAGACCAAGUCUUCUUCGUCUUCGUCGUCAUCGUCAUCUCUGGCCGCUCAGGCCAUCCGAGCCUCCGCUGCCCAUCGCGAUUCGUCUUCUCUCUCCUCCGCUUACGGCGACUCCGUUUUUCACUCCUCUUUCAGAGAAAGACCCAAGGACUCUUCUGCCUAUUACACAUCAUUGAAAGGUUCAAACGAAUCCAAAGGAUUUUGGGGUGUUCUAGCUGAGAAAGCUAAAGCAAUUCUCGAGGAUGAUGAUGCCAUUCAACAAUUUGAAUCACCUAGAAUGAGGCUGCAGACUCUCAAUACUUCUACAGGUGGCCAGCCAUAUCAAUCAUUUGAGAGCUCCAGAAAAGUGGACAAUCCUAGAUUCCAAAAGGGCUUGGAUGCACUCACAAAUUCACUUAAUCAAGUUGGUGACUCCAUCGGAAAUGCAUUGGAGGAAGGACGCACUAUUGUGGAGACUAAAACUGCUGACAUCAUGAAUGAAACCCGCAAGUUGCAAAUUAGGAGAAGAGGAGGGGGUUCUGAGGAACAGAAUCAGGUCUCUGGUGGUGCAUAUAAUCCGUGGCACCAGCAACUUUCAGUGCAAUUCACACAACCACAGAUGCAAACCAAUCAACAAAGUCAGCUCAAGGCAUCUCGCGACGUAGCAAUGGCAACAGCUGCCAAAGCAAAACUUCUUCUCCGGGAACUAAAAACCGUCAAAGCAGAUCUGGCUUUUGCAAAGGAACGAUCUGCUCAGCUGGAGGAAGAAAAUGGAAUCCUUCGAGAGGCUUGUGAGAAAGGAGACAACCCUGCAGAUGACGAAAUGAUACGCCUUCAGCUCGAGACCCUUUUGGCUGAGAAGGCUCGUUUGGCGCAUGAGAAUUCAGUAUAUUCUCGUGAGAACCGCCUCUUGAGAGAAAUUGUGGAAUACCACCAACUCACCAUGCAAGAUGUUGUCUAUUUGGAUGAGGGCAUUGAAGAGGUUACAGAAGUUUAUCCCAUCCCUGCCAUCUCUAGGAUGCUCUCAGUUUCUCCACCCUCACCUUCGUCCCCAUGCUCUCCUAAGAUUGCCCCAUCUACUAACCUUCCUUCAAAGAAGGAAACUAUUCCUCAAGCGAAAACUGAUAUUCCUCGGUCUGAGGCAUCACUGAGUUCCAGUACAAGUUCUGCAGCACAAGAUUCAAUGAGACGCUCAAAUGCUUCUUCCUAAUUAUAUUUAGCUAUUUUUUCUUUUCAUCGAAGGUUCAUGUAAAUUAGUCCAUUUUUUUGUUCCUUUCUUUUCAAUUUUGGGAGAUGGAGAGGAGAGGAGAGGAGAGGUGAGGGUCGGCAAUCUUUUUUCCUGCUAUUUUCUCUACCUUUUUUUUUUCCUCUGUUCUUUUCCUUUUUUCUUUUUUUUCUUUUCUGUAACUGUGUAGCUGAGCUUUCUGGUUUUGUUAUUAAACAACCACAGAAAGCUCAUUUUCCUCUUGAUUUCCUCUUGCUUUUGUUAUUAAAUUGCAGUUCUCCUAGCUUCCAAGAU
Messenger RNA from Camellia sinensis, 1635 nucleotides. RefSeq lists its product as uncharacterized. NCBI's taxonomy places the organism in Eukaryota, Viridiplantae, Streptophyta, Magnoliopsida, Ericales, Theaceae. The record is from RefSeq and is a predicted model, not a curated record.